CAAAGAACCCUUCCCGCGCGAGGACUCAGGGCCAAGCACUUCUUAUCAAAGCAUAAUACGCCUAUUGAGCUGUCUUGGUUAGUUAGUGGGAAUUCUUAAGGAAUUGGGAGCUCUGCGCUGCGAAGAUGGGAUUCGCCUUAGCCGAUGACGUACUUUGUAUGAUCUUCGAUAUCCUGGGAGAUGAGCGAGACCACAACAGCUUAUUUCAAUGCGCCAUAUCCUCGAAAUACAUGACCGCCCACGCGCUAGCUGCGUUGUAUAAGGUGUGCCAUGCGUCACCCGUACGGGGUGGAGGGACGGAGGAUGAACAAUUUCUCAACCCGCGCAGACGCUUUACAUUUAAUGCAUCCUUGAGGCGUGAGGUCGACCCCACCGUACGGAAGUGGGCAACCUUAUGGCGAUCCAUUGUUUUAUCGGCUUUGGGUCAGACCUACCUGCCUUACUACAGCUAUCUUCGUUAUCUAGAUCUGGAUGAUCUGGGAGAUCUGCUGAAAGAUCCAAAUUUCAGCGGGCAGAUACGGGAUGACUUUUUCAUCCCGGAACUGUCAGAGAUUGUUUCUUCCGACUACCAGUCGAAAGGCAACAAGCGGCUACGGUCGUCGUUCAAGGGCCCCGAUCCCGGUGCCGACUCGGUCAAGCUUAAGAUUGGUUCCGCGAUUGUGAAGAAAACGGCUUCUAUACGAGGGAUGUCGCUCAAUGUCCCCCCUGAAACACUAUCCGAAUGGGUAGGGGGACUGCCCUUGCUGCAAUCACUAACGGUAUGGUCUGGCGAAGCUCUAAGCGAACAUACUGGUGCCCAGCUCCGUCAUAACUGCCCAAAAUUUAAGCACCUCACCAUAUAUUCAUGGAGAGACCGUCCGCCCACAACCGCGGAAGCUGAAUCCGAACAGUUUCUCGACCAGUUAAGGCCAAACACAUUGGAAACUUUUGAACUGAUUAGCAUGAGCCAGCUUGGGCCUCGCUCCAUUGUGGGUCUGGGCUCACACCGGCAAUCGCUAUCAGAAUUGAAGUUGACGAGCCUCACAAUCGAUGGCAUUGCACAACUGCCCUCUUUAGCAGCCCUUCCCUCGUUGAGGGUCCUGACUUUAACCGACUCGGUUCCAUCCCCGCGGGAUGAGAGAUUCUAUACGAUUGUCUCGCAAGUUGCCGAGUGGAUCGGCAGCUGCAAAUCAGUGCGGCAGCUGGAAGUGAGACGAUUUGUCGAUGACCCCUUCCUGUUAUCACAGACAUUGACCAGCGAUGGGUUCAACCUGACUAGUCUUUCGUUGUCUCGGUAUAACAUGUCAGGUGCCCAGGCCUUUCAUGAAGCCCUUGCCUGCCAGCAGACUCUGCGAACUCUCUGCCUUAGCGGCGAAGCCUCCUUUUCCAACCAUGACAACGAGGUCCUAGUACAGGCACUGAGCCAGCUGAGUAAGUUACGUGAGCUGGACCUGAAAGACAUUUCCGACGGCUUUUCGCAAGAUCAUGUCAUGGCCUUGACCGCGUUGCUUCCCCGCCUGGAAAAGCUUUGGAUAAGCGGCGACUUUUUCGACGAUACCGUUUUUCAGGCAUUCACACAUCUCUCGAAGCUGGAGAGUCUUGUAAUCCCCGCCUUCAGCAAGUUCACUGCUGAUGGAAUCCUUGACUUUAUCUCGCAGCUAGGGCCCGGUAAUAAAGGCUUCAACCUGUCAAUCCUGAAUGCAGUAGAUAGUACUCUGACCGAGGAGGCGCAACUCCUGAUCAGUGAAACUCUGAAGGCGAAUCUGGACGGGUCCUUUGACUACGGGAUUGUACCAGUGGAAGAUAGUGACAUGAGUUCAGAGGACGGGCUAUAUGUAUGACAUUGUCAAUGUUAACUUAGUCCUGC
Molecule: messenger RNA, 1846 nt
Organism: Aspergillus aculeatinus CBS 121060
Lineage: Eukaryota; Fungi; Ascomycota; Eurotiomycetes; Eurotiales; Aspergillaceae
Exons: 7
Coding region: 126-1820 (564 amino acids)
Source: RefSeq, a predicted model, not a curated record